UACCCAUUCAAUUUUAGGCGUAUGAGGUUAUUCAGAGUUUUGACAGACAUUGCAUUGGAUGCAUCAGAAUCCGAAUAACGUGUUUUCGAACAAUAAAUAAAGGACACAAAUUAUAGGCAGAACUCAGAAGUAGAGGAACAUGAAAAGGAUGGCGAAGCUCGCCAGUCCACUGGUUGUAGGCUUUGCGCUGCUUCUUAUAGGAAGAACACACGCACAAGUUAAACCCGCUGCUGACCAGCAAUGUCAGCUCUACGACCUUGAAACUGGAGCGACAUUAACAACAAACACGUUCAGUUUGACCAUUCAAGAAACAGACUUCCAGGCCAAUAAGGGCCAGACUAUUAUUCUGCCUCUGCACGGUAACGGUUUGACAUUCGAAACUCCGAAUCCCGCAGAUCAAGCAACUGUAGACCAAUAUGGUAUACAGUUCUUCAGGGAUUCCACCGACUAUAAUGUCAUUUCGAUUGAUAAUGAGAUCAACAGGGAUGGGAUUGAUGCAGAACCAAACGACGACUUGGAUAUUAUUGCUUUAAAUUUCAACUGUGAAUACACUGACGGCACCAAUACCUAUUCGCAAACAUUCACAGUGAAUCUAUUAGUUGAUGACGCCAACGAUAAUUCUCCUGAAUUCCAAGGUGCACCAUAUAGCGUCAACAUUAAAGAGGCACUGCCGAUCUCCAACACAGUUUUUGACAACAUUGUGGCUUCUGAUAAAGAUGCCAACCAAAACAAGGAAAUCCGUUUUUCGAUUAGUUCUGGGCAAGACUAUCCUCCAGGCAAUGAUAUUUUCCGAAUGCAAGACAGUGGAUUGGGUGCCGUUGAUCUUUUCCGGGCUCUAGACUAUGAGACAUUGUAUGAAGCCGGAAAGACGCAGUUUCUUUUGGAAAUCCUUGCAAGAGACAACAAUGCUGAUGCAAAUCUUCAAAAGACAUCAACGCAAACUUUGACAGUUAAUGUUGAAGACAGCGAUGAUCUUAGCCCAACCUUCUACUAUCCUAACUGUAGGCAAGUCCAGGGGCUCGCCAAUUCCUGCGUCGUUGCUACAUAUUCAGCUUCCAUUACGUCAGGAAAUACAGGAGCAUUAUCAGUUGUUCCCUUGAUCAAUGGAACAGAGACAACGCCUUACCCCAUUCAGGCUUUCGACUUGGAUCGGCUGAACGCCCAAAUCAACUUUGUGAUUGAGAAAACUAUCCCAGCCGGUUACGAGAAUCGAUUUACAGCUACAAGGUCGGGACCUUCAGCGGUAUCCGAACUUACAGGUCGAGAUGUUUAUUCCGCAACAGUUACGCAAAUUUCGCCAAUAAAUCGACAGGACCUAAAAAGCCUCGAAAUCAUCUUGAGGGCUGAACAAGUUGAUGACCCGACCAAAUAUCGAACAGCUGUGAUUCAGACAAUGGUUGAGGCCAACAACCUGAAUGCUCCGAGUAUUAAUUCAAACUCCAACAGCUUCAAUGCAUACAUCUUUGAGGAGAACGAUGUCGGUGAAACUGUGCGGGCUACCAGAGAUGGGGCCAAUCCAGCUGCCUUCCAGAUUUUCGUUACUGAUCUUGAUGUGAUUGCUGGUGAUGACCAGAACUACAUUUUUGAAAUUGUUGGAAACAGUGUACCGUUUGGCCUUGAACAAGCUGGAUCUGACAGAGUUACAAUAUACGCAACACAGUCACUGGACAGGGAAACUGUACCGACGUACACUAUCACAGUACGAGUGACUGAGGACCUCCCGUCUGGUGCCAGAUCAGCAGAACAGCUCGUGCAGGUGAUUGUGUUGGAUGUCAAUGACAACGACCCUCAAUUUCCGAAUGGGGGACAGAAUUAUCAAGCCAGCAUUUUGGAGGGAGACUACACCAAUAACAAUGUGCUCAUCACCAAUGCCUUCCAACCUGGGACGGACAUCGAUGAGAACAACUCCCCAGCAGUCAGUUUCAGAAUUGCCAGCGUAAAAGUUACGGGCAACUUGACUCCUGCCCAAGUAGAGAAUCGUAUUGAGCUGCGCUCCAACGGUCUCUUCUUGACUGGUUCAGUCACCGGCAAUCUGUACUUCGUUGUGGAACUAGAGGCUACAGAUAAUCCACAAAACCCCAACCAGAAUGAAAGAAAGUCAACUGCCAAUAUUGCCGUUUCAAUCACAAGUGCCAAUAAUAAUGCACCCGUUUUUGAGCAAGCUAACUAUGAAGUCGGGAUAAGUGAAGCAACGCCAUCUGGAUCAUUUGUCCUGCAAGUUAGGGCAACAGACAUUGAAGACUCAAGCCUGACGUACAACCUGGUACCUGGCUCGAUCGGAAAUGUCAACGGGAAGUUCCAACUUAGAACCCAAAACAGUGGUGUGAUAGCUGUGGCUGGAGGGGUAGGAACUUAUCCGCUGGAUUACGAGACUCAACAGCAAUAUGUCUUCACCAUGGAAGCGGUCGAUUCCACAUCCAGGACUGGGACUGCAACAGUUACCAUCAACAUCCUCAAUGCUAACGACAACUCACCUAUUUUCACCACCCCCAACAACAACGCCAUCGUGUACUCUGUAGAUGAAGGCUUAACGACAACAUUUACCCCUGCCGUCGCAGCUGUGGAUGCUGAUGGAGACACCAUCUCCUACUCCCUGAGAAAUCAUGACUCAGUCAGAUUUACAAUCAACUCUGCCUCUGGAGCGAUCAGCAAUUUGCAGCCUCUCGACUACGAAACCCGGAAUCAGUACAUAUUCUCUGUUGUUGCCACCGACAACGGCUUUCCAUCUCGUUCAGCUGUGGUCUCUGUGACUGUGAAUGUUAACGACCUUGACGACAAUAUUCCCAUAUUUGACCAAUCGUACACAGGCUACAUUCUGGAGGGCGUGGUCACCACGGUAACCCAAGAAGGAACCAACGUGCCUUUGAGAGUUAUAGCAAUUGAUGCUGACCCGAACCCCCAAAUAACAUACAGUUUCGAGGCCAACAAUAAUGACUUCUCAAUCAAUCCAAGCUCGGGCACAAUCAGCUCGUCUCGACAGCUCAAUUAUGAGGACCAAAGGUCCUUCACUUUCUAUGUGACAACUACGCAGGGAGCUAAUUCUAUUGGCACUGUUCCAAACGCGAGGGCCUUUGUGACCGUUAAUAUUAUUGAUGUGAAUGACAACCGACCAUCGAUCUCGGUGAACCAGAAUGAGCAGACAAUUCCUGAAGACUUUGUUUCAUACCAAGUCAGUCAGGGAGCAUCCACAGAUCUUGCGUUUGUCUUCUCGGGAAGUGACCUUGAUGCCCCGAACACUGCUAACAGCCGUAUCUCAUACUCAAUUGCGUCUGUUCGCGAGGUUGGUACAAAUACGCCAGUCACAAAUGACAUGUUCCGGAUGUACGACCCUUUGACGGGCACCAUCACUGCUAUCAGGACUUUUGCUGACAGGGGUGCUACUGGAUAUGAUAUUUUGGUACGUGGCACGGACAGUGGUACACCACAGCAAAUGGACACAAGCAAUCUGAGUGUGCGAGUGUUAAUUCAAAGAAAUAAUCAGCCAACAACAAACCCGGUCUUCCAAGGCAGUGUUGACAUUGACCACAAUGAGCCCAUCAACAACGUCAUAUACACAUUCUCGGCUACCGAUUCUGAUGAUGAACGUUUUGGUACCCUCCGUGACCAAUUAACCGGAGAGGCAGACGCUACUCCAUACUUCAGUUUCCAACGUUCAAUUGCUAUCCCCAAUGAGGUUCAAGUGGUUGUGCAGCAAACUCUCCGUAAUGAUGUUAACGCUGCCCUUCAGUACAGGCUUGUGUUCACAUUCACGGAUGGAGGCUAUGGAAGUGUUCAGAAGACAACCGAAUUUGUUUUGACGGUUAACGUUGCCAGAAACCUAAAUGACCCAAGGUGGCUGACCACACCCCAAAACCCUGUCCAGAUAUCUGAGAAUCUUCAGCUUGAGGUGCCUGUCGCCACUCUGCAAAUACAGGAUGCAGAUCAACUUGCGCCGCAUAACCUUAUGGACUGUGGGAUAUCAGGUGAUGCAAAUGCUCUUCAAUACUUCCGCACAGAAACAGACAAUAACCUUGACCGAUGCCUCGUCUACAUGAAGCGGUCUCCAGCCAGUAACAGAAAUCUUGAUACCUUCACUGCCACAAUGACCUUGACCGAUCGUGGAGAGCCAACACCAAGACGAGGAAACGACCUAGUUGUUAACUUUGAGAUUAUCAGAAACGAUGAUCCACCAUUGUUCUUCAACCUUGACUCUGGCGUAUAUAGGGCAACCAUAAAUGAAAACUCGCCUGUCGGCACUUCUGUAAAAAUUGUCAAUGCUAGAGAUAGCUCACCACAGCCUGAAAACAGUCAAGUUACAUAUGAAAUCAUUGGAGAUGAUAACGCUCUCAGUAUUUUCCGCAUUUCUGAUCAGCCUACCACCGAAAAUGGUGCUGCAGUUGUUGACGGUUUUGUUCAAACACAGGCCGUUCUUACCACCGAGGGUACUGAUGUUUACACAGUAAGAAUCAUUGCAACGGACAAUGGUAUGGUUGCUAGAACAGCUACAGCGUUUCUCUACGUGACCAUAGACCGUAACCUGCAAACUCCAGCCUUCGUUCCGGCGUCACUUUCUACAAGCGUUGCCGUUACCGAGGACAUUCCCCUCAACAGGUUGAUUCAGACACUCACAGGAACAGACACUGAUCGAUUUGCACCAAACAAUGAGAUCGCAUGCCGAUUUGCGACUGGUUCUGACGGUCAAACAUUCUUUGGAGUUCGUGCCAUUGACAACAACCAGUGUGAGGUUUACCUUCGCAGUGACUUGAGAGAUGGUUCACAGAAUACUUAUAUUCUGAGCUUAGAAAUUUAUGAUCUUGGAGCUGGACCACUUGUCAACAACCAAAGAGCCACAGUGACAGUUACAAUAUACAAAAACAGGGCACCUUCAUUCACGGAACAACCCAGAACAUGGACAAUAGAUGAGGAUAGCGCCGCUAACACCGUUUUCCAUACUGUGACUUAUCAGGAUCCUGAUUCUUCUGUCACAGCUAUUGCCCCGAAAUUCUCCAUUCUUAACUUCAAUAUUCGGUCCCCAGCAGCUGCUAACAAUUUCUUCCAAGUUACUGACCAGGGUAACGGCGUUCUAAGUGUGUCAACUAUUAGAAGCCUUGUUGAGCGAAAUAAUCCAUCUCGUGUCAACACAUGGGAUCUUGUUCUGCAAGUGACAGAUGAUGGAGGAAUGAUGGGUUUUUACGAGCUGAAGGUGGUCAUCCAGCGUAACCUAAAUGCUCCUCAGAUGACUGACGCUACCCUCUCGGCAGUCAUACUCGAAAACUUAUCAGCUGGGUCUAAUAUCGGCACACCUGUGCAGGCAACAGACGAUGACACAACGUCCCCGUACAAUUCUGUGUCAUUCUUCAUCGCUUCCGGAGCCGGGUCAUACUUUGCCAUUGUUGCUGAAACUGGCCAAGUUUACCUCAGCAGGAAGAUCAGUGGAGUCAAUGCUGUAGAUACUCCUUACGUUCUGACCAUAAGGGCACGAGAUAAUGGUGAACCAUCCUUGACCUCGACAACCAGUACCCAAUACACAAUCAACGUCCUCGUUGACCUGUUUUCCCCGCAAAUAACCAAUAUUGACCCAAAUGCGGGCACCGACGUCCCUCUGGCAUUGAACUCGGGAAUUAACACUGAGGUUUUCAGAGUUACCGCCACAGACGAUGAUGAUGCGGUUCAAAGACCACCUUUCCACUUCCUUUUCUACAAAAUUGAGUCUGGAACGGGCAGCUCUGUGUUCAGAAUUAGGCGUGUUCUUAAUACGAACACCAACCAGUAUGAAGGUGUUGUAGAACUUGCCAAUACUCUUACUGGUGGUCUGUCGGAAUACAGUUUGGUAAUCUCUGCGUGUGACGGAGGCGAUCCAGCAAGGUGCACGUACGGCGUGCUGAAAUUCCAGGUGGACAGUAACCUAUUCCAGCCUGUGCUUACACGACCUGAGCAAACUUUAAAUUAUCGCGACUCUAUUACAAUCAGAGAGGAUUUGGAUUUGAAUGCAGAGAUUUACACUCUGAGUGGGACAGAUGCCGACAGCACCAGCCCGUACAACCAAGUGCAUUUUGAGUUUGUCAACCCAACUGCAGAAGACACGAAACAGCAGUUUUUGAUUGUUAACAACGAGGCUACAAACCAGGGUGAGAUCCAGCUGAAGAAGUUGUUGCUGAACGGACCUGAUACGCCAUAUAUACUCUACGUUCAAGCCGUUGAUGGUGGUAACUUAAGAUCUGCGGCAACUGGAACCAUAACAAUCACAAUCAACCGCAAUCAGUUCCCACCUGUAUGGGUCAACUCAAACACACACAACUACCCUUAUUCCACAACAAUCAACUACCAGAGAUCCUUCCCAUCUGAGAUAAUGCAAGUCAGCGCCAUAGAUAACCGAGAUGUCUUCAAUAUUGUUGGCUACAAAUUUAGCACGGAUAGUCUAACUCGUAAAUAUUUUGAAAUUGAUGGCCAGGGCAGGGUUCGCCUUAUCGGUAAUCUCGAGAAUGCAGAAGUCUCAACAAAGACCCAAUUCAACAUUCUGACCAUUGCUUACGACAAUGGGUUGCCGAGUCCACUCACCAAUGAGACGAAUAUUGUCAUCAAUGUGAAUAGGAACAUGUUUGCUCCAUCAUUUGCGGUGACAAAUCCAGCACAAGAAAGAAUUCCUGAGACAACGAGUUAUGGAACUGCUGUCACCAUGGUUACCGCCACUGACCUUGAUCAGGAGAGUCCAUACAAGGAUGUGUACUAUGAACUUGUUGGUACCAACAACUACUUCAGUGUAAAUCGCGAGUCGGGUGAAAUCGCUGUAAAAGCUGAUCUACAGAUGGAUCCUGCUAGGACACAGAUUUACACACUCAUCAUUCGGGCCUAUGAUGGUGUAGGACUAUCAUCUACAAACACGGCAACCGUGAACAUUCAGUGCUACAGAAACCUGAAUGUCCCAGAAUUCCUUGGUUCCAUGACAAUCACAAUCAAUGAGAACCAACCGAGUGGGAGUUCAAUCUACACAUUCACAGUUGAUGAUGACGACAUUGAUCGACCAUUUGGUGCACAGGACCUGACAGUAACAACGCUCGGGGACCGUUUGGCGACCCAGUAUUUCUCGCUCAAUCCUGCCAAUCUGGAGCUCUCUGUUGCCCAGAAUCUUCAGUCAAGAGACCAGGAUGUGUAUUAUUAUCGUGUAAAGGUCCAAGAUGGAGGAAGCCCGCCGCUGACUGCAACAACAGUUUUGACUAUAAAUAUAAUACAGAAUCUUAACAACCCAGUGUUCAAUGCCGACCCAUGCUUGGUUACCGUAUCUGAGGAAUUUCCCACUGGCACACAAGUGUUGGACACAGUGACAGCUACUGAUAGUGAUGCCAAGGUUGCCUUCAACACAGUUGAAUAUUUCCUGACCUCGAACAACAAUGACCAUGAUUACUUCUACAUUGAAAAGGCCCAGGUGUCUGGAGUCGGCAAUAUUUACCUGAAGAAAAGCUUUAUGUCGGAUGUCCAGAGAAAGACCACUUACACAUUCCAAGUGCAAGCCACUGAUGGGGAAAAGCAAGCUCUCCUGUCCAAAACGUGCACAUUCACUGUCAACAGGAACAACCAACAGGGCCCGACCUUUGAUGCCCAAAACUACGAGACCACUAUUGACGAAACCCAUACUGUCAACACCCAGACCGUUUUCAAUUUGAAUGCUACGGAUCCUGAUCCUGUUUCGUCUGUGUUCGGCACUCUGACAUACGAGUUGAUCGGUGAUGAUGAAGCCCAGAGAUUUUACCGCAUCGACAACACUGGUAUCAUUACCCUGUUCAGCAGCGUUCGGGAUGAAAACACCAUGGUGUACUAUCUCACUGUUCGUGUACGUGAUGGAGCAGCUAGGCCCCUGGAAGCCAUCACCCAAGUUACCGUGAACGUCAGACGUAAUUUCUUCGCCCCUGCCCUCGGGGGAUCACACUCUGCUGAUAUUAGUGUGGAUGUUUUCGAAACUGCAACUCCAAAUACGCCUGUGUACACCCUCAAUGUGAUUGACAAUGACAGACGAGCCCCAUAUAACACAGUGGAGUAUUAUUUGAUGUCUGCUGCCAAUACUCCAUUUGACCUCAGUGAGAAUGGCUUGGUUACAGUGAUGGAAAGCGUUUCUCUUCUUGAUUCACCUGACCAGUAUGUGCUGCGCAUUGGUACCCGGGACAGAGCCCCAACCCCGAGAAAUGGAGUAACAAUAACCUUGACGAUAAGCAUCAUCAGGAACAUGUUCGACCCCGUAUUCACAAACACGAAUUACGUCAGAAAUAUUGACUCCUCGGCCGCAGUUGGCACCUCCGUGUUCCAGGCUUCAGGAAGUGAUGACGACACACGGGGAACGUACGGGGACUAUGCCUUUUAUCUUCUUGGUGACUAUCCAGACACCAACUUCUUCACCAUUACUUCUGGUGGACUCAUUACCACGACACAGAAUAUCAACCAAGAUUCAAGCCCAUCUUACACGCUUUUGGUUGAAAUCCGGGACGGUGGUUUACCGAGAAAGACAGGAAGACCAUGGAGAGCGAAUACACAGUUUGUUCGUGUGAACGUUAACAGGAAUGCUGGCGAUCCUGUCUUUAGUCCCGCCUCUUACAUCAUUCAAAUUGACGAGGACCAGGAGACUGGCGUUGAUCUUGACAUCAUCACGCUCACUGACCCUGAUGGUGAUGCUGUUGAGAUGAAUGUUGAGCCAAACCAAGACGAUGCUGAAUAUUUCCUUAUCAACAAUGGCAACAGGUUCCAACUUCUGAAGCCGCUGUCCGAUGAUCCAAACAGGAAAACCAACUACAGAAUAACUAUUGUUGGUAAUGAUGGUGGAAAUCCAGCUACUUCGGCCAUCAACCAGGCUUUUGUUGAAGUAAGGGUCAACCGUAACAAUUUCCCACCGGAAUUUUUGGCCUUGCCAUACUCUGGAUCAGUGAAUCGUGAGACACCUGAAAAUGCCCUUGUUGCCGCUGUAACAUGGAGGGACAACGACACAGUGUCGCCAUUCUCAGACGUUGUGGUCACUGUGAUAACCCCUUCAUCUGGGUUUGCUGCGGACAUCUUUGAGCUCACCGACGUUAGCCAAUUUGGUAGGUCCGGGAACAUUCGAGUAAACAAUGCUGGUUUGCUGGCUUCAGAUGACUCUUAUGAAUAUGUGCUUCAUCUUCAUGCUAUUGAUGGAGCUGUUAACAAACCAAGGACAGCCCUCACCACUGUUACCAUAAAUGUUGUCCGCAACCUGUUGGCCCCACAAUUCCUUUUGCCGCCAAAUGCGUUCAGGUAUGACGUCAAUGUUGAGGUGACACGACAGAUUGGAUACAGCUUUUAUACGAUCAUGGCUGAAGACUUGGAUCCUAAGACUCCAAACAACCUAUUUGACUUUUACGAGGCUGCCCCAAAUCAGUAUGUGACAGUUGACCGUGACGGUACCCUCCGUGUAAAGGACGUACUCACCAACGCAACAACGCCAUUCUCUUUUAACGUGAUUGCAAGAGACCGUGGGAUACCACAGCUCUCGAACACAGUUGAAGUUCGUGUGACCAUUUUGAAGGACUCGAGCACACUGAGAUGGUUGGAGUCCCCGUACCUUGGAGAAAUCCCUGAAGACCAGACUGUUGGAUUCACCAUUUUGACAGCUAAAACAAGCCCUGCAGGUUCCACAUUUUCUUUGGACAACAAUGGAUUGUAUGAGGCUCCUCUAUAUUUCGAUAUCAACAGCACGACUGGCAUCGUCUCCAUUAAGACGAGCCUUCUUGAGGACAAGAACCUGAAAACUGUCUACAUCUUGAAAAUCAAAGCCGAACGCCAAUUUGAAGUGACAAAACAGACAAUCUACAAUGAUGUUGAGAUUCGCGUGAUUCGGAAUGUGGGCACACCACGCUUCACAUCAGGACCUUGCUCCAACACCAUCCCCGAAACUCAAGCUCAGGGCUCGUCAAUCUUUCAGCUGCAGUCAACUGACCCCGAUAGCUAUGAUGUGCCGAGGUUACGAUAUUCUAUAGUGGAGAGCACAACUAUCACUGAUUGGGAGAAAUUUUACGUUGAUCCUGUGUCCGGCUUAAUCACCCUGAAAGAAUAUCUUGACACCUCUGGAAAUAACCAAGCUUCAUACAGCUUUAACGUGCUGGUGGCGGAUGGGCGUGGUAAGCAGGCCCAGACGACAUGCUCGAUCAGCGUCCAGCGGAACCAGUUCAGCCCGGUUUUCAUCAACUUUCAGCCUGGUUUCACAACCUACUCCGCAAGCAUUGCCUUCAACCAGCCUCUCAAUCAGGCAUUUGCUACCCCAGAAGCUGUUGACAAUGAUCUUGCUGGCCAAAUUAUCUAUGAGCUGACUGGUUAUGAUUCUGGACCACAAUAUUUUGGAAUUCGUCGUUCAACAACGAAUAACCAGUCACCAGCUGCUAUCUACGUCAAGUCUUCUAUAAUGGCCUCUGAUAUGGCCACCAGUUACGUGCUUGGACUGAAGGCGUAUGACAGCACAAGGCCAGAUGAUUUCGCGGUCACAAAUAUGACGAUUACCGUGAACAGAAACCCCACUGCGCCAUCUUGGGUUGAUAGGGUGUACUCAAACAAUGUGAACGAGGAAGAAUCAUUUGGUUUUGAGGUUAUUCGCCUUGAUGCUACAGACAAUGUUGAUGGGCACAAUGUGAAAUACAUUGCAACCCAGUCUAACCCAGCAGACUGGGACACAUGGUUCAACCUGGACCAAGCAAGGGGUGUCAUCGCAGUGCGACGCACCCUCGUUGAUGCACCCGAAGAUAUCUACAGGAUCACGUUUAUUGCUAUGGACGAUGGUAUUCCUGCACUGAACUCAUCCAACACAGCCUCAGUGACAAUCAGAAUCAACAGAAACACUUGUCCAACAUUCGUAUUUAACACUGGAUCGUAUUUCGGCAAUUUGCAGGAAACAGCCACUGUUGGAUCAACUGUGGCAAUUAUUACGGCUUCUGAUGCAGAUCUGUCUGCUCCAUACAAUGACAUCGCUUUCUCCAUCAACACUGGAACGGAUAACAACGGGCUGUUUGAGAUCGUUGAAGUUACACCCAAUACCGCAGCUCUGCGCACUCUGAGGGCAAUGAACACCGCUUCCGACCUUAUUUACAUGCCAUGGGUGACAAUCACCAACCCGGUGGAUGAUCGCUGUAGUGCGUCAACGAUGGUUACAGUAACUGUUGAUCGUAACCUCAAUCCACCUGUCCUCAAUGCAACCCGGUACGAGACAGCAAUUCCUGAGGAUCUGCCAAUUGGAUCAAAUGUUCUCUCCGUAUUUGCAUCAGACAAUGACAGAAUACCACCAUUCCGCACAGUAGCCUACUCUCUCCAGAGCUCUGCUGUAUCUCCGAGUGCCCUGAGAUUUUUCGAGAUAAAUUCCCAGACUGGCCGUAUCAUUGUUCGCUCGAACAUUUACACUGACCCAACUGAUGUUGGAUCAUACACAUUCAAUGUGAUAGCUACCGACGGUGGUGCGGUUGCUAGGACAGAUUCUGCACCUGUUGUCGUGACGAUCUGGCGCAACCUGAACACACCGACCUUCCAGAACACAGCAAACUAUCAGCAGACCAUCGCCUGGAAUGCCGGACAACUUGGUCAGACCAUUAUCUCACAAGGAGUUAUUUCGGCCGUCGACAACGAUAAUGACAACUAUCUGCCUUACAAGACACUGACAUACAGCAUUGUGGGCCUGACACCAGAAUACAACACGCUUUUCUCCUUCGAUCAGACUGGCACACUGCGUCUAAAUAGACAGAUCAGCACUAACGUUGACAACGUUCAAGACCAGUAUCAGGUUCGACUGCAAGCCUGUGACCAGGGAACCCCGCAGCGUUGUGGCAACGCGGUGUUCUAUGUGAACAUCAACUUUAACCUGAACGACCCCACGAUCAGCACAGCCACAUGUGGAGGAAGCCUUCUUGAGAUUCAAGAUCUUGGCACACCGAUCCGCACCAUUGUCGCUGCGGAUGGGGAUAGUGGGAUGUACGGGGCAAUCACAUACAUUUUGACGCCUGUAACACCUGGAGCAGACCAACACUUUGACAUCAACGAGAAUGGCCAGAUUAUACUUAACCGAGAGCUUGUUGGUAGUGGCACGGACACGUAUGAGUUUGACAUUAGUCUCAUAGAUGGUGGAGGCAAGGUCUCUCCCACCUCUCUGCGCUGUUCAUUUACAGUCCAACGCAACAACCAGACUCCCUACUUCCUGAACCUGCCAAACUCCUUCGAGAUCGACUCGACACUCACCCAGAAUGUUAAUUUCUUCCGAGUAGAGGGUGCAGAUAAUGAUCCAGCUAACACACCAUUCGGACAGAUAACCUACAGUCUGAUCAGCAACAAUCUGUUUUCCAUCAAUGAGAACAGUGGGGAGAUUAGAUUAGCCGGCAGCUUGCCAUCCAAUGCUAACACUGAUGGACUUUCGAUUGUAGUUAGUGUUCAAGAUAAGGGUGAGCCAGCCAAGCAGAACGUGUCGAUUCUUUACCUUGUUGUAAAGUCAAACUUCAUGACGCCAUUCUUCCAAGGUGCCCUGUCCAGGACAGUGAAAGAAACUUACGACAUUAACUUAGCUCUGUUGACCGUCUCAGCGACAGACAAUGAUUUGCCUCCAAACAAUGUACAGAGCUACGACAUUGACCUUAGCACGGAUGUUGUAAAGGCUUGUUUCCGCGUCCAGAACAACGGUGAAAUCUAUGCCAAAUCAGCUUUGUAUGUGGCACCAUGUAACGUUCAGAAACAGUAUAAUAUCACUGUGCGAGCAACAGACGGCGGUGACCCAAGGAAAACAUCUGUGCCUGUCGUGGCCACACUCAAUAUUCUCCGCAAUGAUUUCACCCCAACCAUCACAUCCGCUCUUACAUACACAAUCAGAGAGGAUGCCGGAUUCAACGCCCCUGUUGGCACAAUUACUACCCAGGACCAGGAUACAACGGAGCCUUUCUUCAAUCGCACAUUGAGCAAGGUAGAAUCCAGUACCGGACAGGAUUUCUUUAGCCUUGACCCAAAUGCUGGAACUUUAGUAAUGCUUGCCAAUGUUCUACCUGACACCAGGGAAAGUUAUAAUCUGUUUGUGACAGUCACAGACAAGGGUCCGCUUCCUAAAUCAAGCAGUCGCUGGGUGACCGUGAAUGUGCUUCGCAACCUGUACGACCCCGCACACAAUGAAACACAGUGGAGAAUCACAAUCACAGAAGAUCGUGCCGUCGGCAGUGCAGUACUUCAGCUCACAGGACAUGAUAGAGACACUAAGGCCCCGUGGAACCAGUUUGUCUACCGAAGCGAGGGUUCUAGCGCAGCUGAAGCAGUGUUUGCGCUCAGUUCAACCGGUCUCAUCACCGUGAAAUCCCCUCUGUACCUAGACAACAAUCGUCCUACAACUUACACGCUGAACUCAAGACUGCGUGAUAAAAAUGGAGCAGUUGAUGGUCGAAGCAGCAACCUUGUCCCUGUCACAAUCGAGGUUACACGCAACACGUGCCCCGUGUUCACAACCAUUCCCACCCCACCUGCAAUUGAUGAGAGUUUCGUGACACAAUCAGUCGUCAACUUUGGAGACUACAUGGUUGACAAUGAUCCUAAUACAAACAUAUUUGGACAACAUAACUACCGUAUUCUUGGUGACAACAAUGCAGGAGCUGUGUUCUCCAUCAACUCUAACACCGGAGAAGUGCAGACCCGAUCUGCCAUCUUCUCGGAUACUGAUCUCGUCUACUUUUUGCGAGUUGAGGUUGCCGACCAGGGCCCUUCAAGGUGUUCAGCCACAGCUGUUGUCACGGUUACUGUCAACCGAAACCUUCAGUCUCCAAGGUGGACCAAUACCUUGCCAGGGACGACCGAUCAGUACUCAAACACUAUUGAUGAAAUCCUCAGCAUUAACACGGCCUUUGCCACCAUCAGUGCGGAAGAUGGUGAUAGUAAGGCACCCCACAGUGAAAUUGAAUACUCCAUACUUACAAACACGGAAUUAUUUGGAGUAGUCCCGGGAACUGGCUCAGUGUACCUGACCUCCAGCCAGAGAAACCUUCUAGCGAACUCAUACACUUUUGACAUUCAAGCUUGUGACAAAGGUGAACCCACCCCUCGUUGCAUCACCGGCCAGUUUACGCUCAGUGUGAGACGAAACCAGUUCCCGCCCGAGAUCCUCAACCUGUACGCCGAGCUGGAUAUCUCAGAGAGCCGCUCUCUGUCUACAACAGUGCCUGUUUUCACUGUUCAGGGUCGUGAUAAUGACACCAGGAACCCAUUCGACCAGUACUCAUUUAGCGCUAUAGGUGACGAGCAAGUGACCUCAUUUUUCAGCAUCAACAGUGCAGGCAAUGUGUUCCUUAUUGCUCCCUUAGAAAAUGACAACACCUUCAACUCCCUUCAGAUGCGUGUGGAAAUUCGUGAUGGAGGUUUUCCAGCGAGAACAGCUGUUGGACUCCUGAAGUUUAACAUCCUGCGAAACCAAAAUGGCCCAGUGUUUGAAGCUGGCAAUCGUGCCUAUUCCACGGAUAUUCUCGAGACUCAACCAGUAGGGGUUGAGCUUAAAAAAGUCACCGCCAUUGAUCGUGAUGAAGAGUCCCCAAACAAGGACAUCUACUAUUACCUUGAUCCUACAAGAAACAGCGCAGAAAUCAUGAGUUUCUUCAUGGUGCAGCGAGAAAUGGACCUGCAGGGUGGGGACAAGGGAAUUCUCAUGUUGAGGCAGUCAAUGAUGGACUAUUCCGAUACCCGUACACUCUUCUCAGUUCAGGUGUUCAUCUUGGCCCGAGAUAAUGGCGUGCCACAAAACCAGUCUCCCGAACCAGCCACUGUUACUGUUAAUGUGAGGCGCAACACAGCACCAUUCUUUACGAACCUUAACAGUAAUGGGAAAUACGUCCAGGGAGUGGAUAUGGACCUGCCGGCAGGCGGGCUCGUCUUUCCAACUGCAGCCCAGGAUAACGAUAACGUGUCUCCCUUCAAUGAGCUAGAAUACUCCAUCAUUGGUGAUGAAGAUGCCAUGCGCCUAUUUGAGAUCAACACCAACGGCCAGGUCCGACUUGGGGCAGGCGGCAAUUUGACUGCGGAGAGCAAGAUCAGAUAUUCAAUCCGCAUCCAAGUAGAAGAUGGAGGUACCCCAAGACUCUCAGACUCUGUUACACUGGAGCUGUUUGUGAGCAAGAACUUUAACCCCCCAGUCUUCGCCAACAACAAUCGCGCUGUCACCGUGACCAUUCAGGAAAGUGCACCGCAAGGUUAUUCCAUCACCAGACUAACGGCCACCGAUGCUGAUGUUCUGCCUCCAAACAACCAGUUUGAGUUUUCAUUGGAAGACCGGGUACCAGGAUCCGGAGAUUCAAGCUACGUAUUCCUUCAUCCUACCACUGGACAGCUCACGCUGACAAAGACGGUCCUUGAUGCUGUAAUCAACAACCCAACAGAUGUUCUACAGAUGACAGCAUAUGCCCGGGACAAGGGUGAACCUCAAUUGUCAUCUUCGAUCAAUGUUGACGUGAUAGUAGAACGUAUUGAAGGUGACCUAUCAUUUGCCCAGGACUAUGUUGAAACGAUCAACGAGAAUACCAACAUUGGUACCCCAGUGGUUGAUACAAGAGCUUUCCCUGGUGUUGUUACGUACAGUCUGGCAGAAGGCUAUGCUGGUAAUCUGUUCUUCAAGAUGCAGGCCAAUGGCACCAUCACUGUCAACGCUGACCUGACAAAGGAUACCGUGAGAGAACGACCGUUUUUUGAUCUUGUUGCCGUUGGAAAGAGGCAAGAGUUUGACAUUGUACAGACAGCCACUGCUAAUGUUCGCAUCAAUAUCUUACGCAAUCUGAACUCGCCAAUUUUCUCCAUGGACACUUAUACUGUUGAUGUCUGGGAGAAAGAUGCUCGACCAAUCAAUGGGACAAGGGUCUUUGCUUCUGAUGCUGAUGGCGAUACAGUGCUGUACACGAUAACAGGUGGAGAUUUCUUUGAGAAGUUCUACUUAUAUCCAUACACUGGUGACUUCUAUGUCCUAGGAAACAUCGAAAAUGACUCCAUCACUCAAUACAAUGUGGACAUUCGAGCCUCAGACCAGCGAAAUCCAGCUAACUUUGAUACAGCCCGUGUCAUUGUAAGAGUGUCAAGGGACAAUGAGAACCCAGUAUUCACAAAUAUCCCAGUUUCCAUUGGAAGACCAGAGAACAUGGAUGCAUCGACUGGAAUCCUUUACAAUGUUACAGCGGAAGAUGCCGACAAGAGGGGAACUCUUCAAUACUCCAUUGUUGGAGCCGAACAGACCCUGUUCAGACUUGAUGUGGUCAAUGAAAUUGCUCGUGUUUACGUUCGUCCAGGAAUCUCAAUCAGGGCUGACUCCAGAAGUGAAUAUAGAGUUACCAUGCGAGUCUGGGAUUCGGAGUAUCCAAAUAACUAUGAUGAAGAUGACUUGCUCAUAAUCCCACUACGCAACGUCAACUCUCCUACCAUUUUAAACGUCAAUGACCUUCAAACAACCAUCUGGGAUACACAUGCUCUUGGAAGUCCGAUAAUUGACGUCAAUGCUACAGAUCUUGACAAUGAUGUGCUGAUCUGGAGUAUCACGGAUGUACCAAGCCAAGAGUACUACUACAUCAAUCCUUCAACAGGAGUUAUCACCCUUAAAAAAUCCCUCAUGUUAGGAGCCCAGCUUUCAUACUUGAUCCAGGUUAGAGUAUGUGACGACCGUGCCUCAUUCGCUCAGUGUGACAAUGCAGUCGUUACCGUGACCAUCAGAAGGAACCAGAACCCACCAUCCUUCCAGCAGUUGCCGUACCAAGUAUCACUCAACCGUAACGACCCAGCUGGUACCUUCGUCAGGCAAACAACAGCACUUGAUCAAGAUCUUAGGGGAACUAUUGUUUACAAAAAGACGGGGCGAUUCGAGUCGACCAAUUCAUUCUUCGAGAUUGACAUGUCAAACGGCACUGUGUACACAAUCAAAGACAUGAACCUGGAUGGACUAUAUGCUCAACAGUAUCUGUUUGAGAUCAUCGCAUAUGACAGUGCAUACCCUCUUGACGUUGCCACCGCAACAGUCACUGUCAAUGUAAACAGGAACCCGACAGGCCCGCAAUUCACAGAUCUUGACGGACUCAACUACCUCCGUCAAAUCGAUGAGAACCAUCCGUAUGGAACCAUCGUGUUGGAUGUCAAUGCCACCGAUCAGGACGGGGACGUAGUCAUGUACAUGAAGGGAAGAGGCUGGGAUGCCAUUGACCUGUCCACAUUCUAUUUGGAUAGCGCCACUGGGGAAAUUACCCUCAAGCGUAUUCUUGAUGAUGCCAACAUCGUCAGCUCCUAUACUUUCGAAGUGAUUGCACGCGACCCAAUUCCUGCUCCACUGACGAGAAGUGCAACGGCCCAGGUGACCAUCCAAGUUGUUUACGACAGUCCGCCAGUGUUUAAUGCUGCUAGAUACGUCGCCACUAUUCUUGAGACUCAUGCAGUUGGAACAGAAGUGCCGGCUGAAAGUGGUGAUAUUAGAGCUGCUGAUCCAGACUCAUUCAGUGGAGCCAUUGUGUACAGCAUUGUUGGCAAUUUGAGAGCACCAUAUUUGUUUGCGGUAACCAAUGAAAAUGGACGAGCUCGAGUGACGCUGAACAGCACUCUAAUGGGAGAUCCUGUUAACGCCUACUUACUCCGAAUUGAAGCCUACGAUGUCAACUACCCCCAGAAGAAGGUCUAUGUGAACUUUGCUGUGAAUGUUAUUCGGAAUGUUAAUUCACCGGUUGUGCAGUCUGGCUCAGCAACCAUUUUCGACUAUCACAGCCCUGAUGAAAUGAUUUUCAUGAUCAAUAAUGGCAAUCAUUUUGACAAUGAUGGGGACCGAUUGCUGUACAGCAUGUCCGGACAAGGUGUACCGGAACUUUUCGACAUUGAUUCCUUCGAGGGCGGCAUUUAUGUCAUAAACAGUGAUCUUCUGAUGAACAACGGAACCACCCGAUUUGUUACCACAGUGACGGCACGUGAUCAACGUAACCCAGAAAAGACGGGACAAGGCACAGUCACAAUCAAUGUCAACUACGAUGACUUUGCCCCCACCAUUACAAAUAUCGGAGUCAACGGUCUCAUCGAAGGUGUAAUCACUGAGAAUGUUGACAUUGGUCUCAGUGUGGCUCGUGUCAGUGCUCGUGAUGAAGAUAUCGUCCAAGAUGGAGAGGGUCAAAUCGUAUAUGUGUUGGCUUCGGCGGGCGUUGGUGAGGGCUAUUUCACGCUGCUACCCAGUGGUCAAAUCAACACUGCUCGAUCUUUUAAUACCUCUCAGAGAAACGUUUUCCAGUAUGAGCUGAUUGUUCAUGCAUAUGACACUCGAUACCCAAUGAGGAGAACACCAGUAACAGUUCAAAUAAAUGUCACCCGAAAUCUGAACGGCCCACAGUUCUCAAGUGGAAGUUAUCAAUUCCCGAUCGAUGAAACGAUCGCACUGUUCACAUCAAUUGGCAGGGUUGAAGCCACAGACCUGGAUAUUAUGGACCGAGUCACAUACUCGGCAAGCGGACAAUUUGCAGGCUCGUUGUUUAUGAUUGACCCAUCCUCUGGCAUCAUUUACACGAUUGGUAACAUUCUUAAUGAGCCAUCAAGAAGUUCAUCCUACACUCUGACUGUGACAGCUUCCGACAACUUCCAACCGUCAUCGAGGACAUCUAGCGUAAAUGUAGUAAUUCCAGUCACACGGGACAUUCCGACAAGAUUUGUGCAGCCAAAUGCAAUGGUUCUUACUAUUGCCGAGACACAACCAAUCAAUUCUACUAUCACGCUUGGUCAAAGGAUUGCUGCGACGGAUCCCGAUUUACAGGCCCCUGGAGUAAUAACAUUCGAACUGAUUGGAACCUCGCUUGGAGCAUACUACUUUGACAUUCGCCGUGUCUCCAAUACCACUGUUGAUGUCUUUGUGCGAAAUGAUCUCAUGACUGGCUUUAGAACAAGAGAUAGGUUUGAGCUGACAAUUGUUGCCUACGACCCGGCCAGGCCACGCAACAAGGCAUACAAGCAAGUAGUAAUCCAGGUUAAUCGAAACCAGGGCCCACCUGUCUGGACCUUUGCUCUUGAUGAUGUUCUGAUGCGGGAGGACCACCCUGUCUUCACCAGUCUUGUCACUACAGUUUCUGCAGAGGAUGCACGUGAUAAUGAUGAUAUCACAUACAGCAUUAUUGGAGAGGCUGUCAAUCGGGCCUUGUCUUCCGGGGCAUCAAACUUUUUCCAGAUGGAUGAUAAGAAUGGAGAGGUUUAUCUUACAAAGACUGUCCUGGGGACAGAUAUUAUCGACUUUAAUCUACAAAUCCAAGCUUGUGACGAUGGUGUUCCUAUCAGAUGUAUCGAUGCUCCGCUGAAGAUUAUUGUUGUGCGUGACCAUUUCCCACCAAGUUUCUCAUUCAACGCACUUGAUCGAUUUGUCUUUACUUUGUCUGAACGGGAAGCUCCUGGUUUCUUGGUCGGUCAAAUCGAGUCCACUGAUAGCAGUCCACUAGGUCCCACGAUCUACAAUGUUGUACCACCUUACCCAGAAUUCUUCACCCUGAACAUGACCGAUGGUAGAAUCAUUCUUGCCAAGUCACUGUUUGACUACCUUGAUCUGCAAUAUGCGUUCCAAGUAACAGCCUACGACCAGGGUGAGCCUGCAUUUGUUGCAACUGGUAAUGUCAUCGUUAAUGUCAUAAGGAACAACAAUGGGCCUCAGUUUUUGUUGGGCACCUACCAAAGACCACCAAUCCAUGAGACCUUUGAAGUGGGAACUAUGGUCUUCAACACCACUGCUGUUGAUGUAGAUGGGGAUGUAGUCCGUUACAAUCUUAUCGGAGAUGCAGUGGAUUUGGAAUACUUUUUUGUGGACCCAUUCGAUGGAAUUAUCUAUGUUAAAAAGUCGCUGCUCAACGUACCAACAACACGAUUUGAUUUUGUUGUGCGAGCUCGGGACCAGAGACGAGUGAAUGAGCGAUUCGCCACUGCCAACGUUAUAAUAGACGUUGAUGCCGACAGUGCGCCAAUCUUCACCAGCGGCACAAGCAUUCCUACUAUUGCCGAGACGAGUGUCGCAGGAAGUACUAUUCACAGACUGAGUGCGCGAGAUGAAGAUCAAGAGGGCACACUGAUCUUUAAGCUGAUUGGAGUUCCACCUGCCCAAUACAUGUAUAUGGUAAAUGAAACAACAGGAGUAAUCUCCCUUUCCCGUGACAUUAAAGGGAGUGGUCUGGAGAAGGUCAACCAGUACAUGUUAAACGUGGUCGUCUAUGACUCUCCAUACCCUCUCAACUCUGCAACACAAAUGUUGACCGUGUUCGUCAAUGUAAACCCAGGAACACCACAGUUCCAGCCCAACAACAACUAUAUUGUCAGAAUCAAUGAGACAGAAAGCCCCGGAUUCACUGCAACCUCAGUGUUGGCCACCGACACGGACGGCGACACAAUGAGAUACACGCUUGUUCAGACAACUGACGAUGCCUCAGAUUGGUUUGCACUCAUCGAGAACCGCAUUGUUACCAAGGACAAUCUUCGUAAUGCCCCACUGGAUGAGUACACUUUGACCGUUGAAGCUAAUGAUGGCCGUGGUAAUUCAGCGCAAGCAUUCGUUCGUAUCACCAUUCUGCGUAACCCUGACGACCAGCGACCAUACUUCAUCAAUCAGGAUGUUGACAACAAUGGUAACCCAGAAAACUACAGAGCAACAAUCCAGUAUGAUCAUAUUGUUGGCACAAAUGUUACCAUCAGACCAGCAGCUGUAGACAAUGAUUUGAUGGGACAACUGCGUUACGAAGCAGUGGCUGAUAAUGUGGCUCUGCAGUUCUUCGCGAUCAAUCCAGUGACAGGCCAUGUGACCUUGACACAAGACCUCAACAACGACCCAUUUAGAAGUGUUUUGUAUCAGCUGUACCUGGAAGCUUACGACAGUGCACGGCCCAACAACCGAGCCCAAGAGCUGCUACUGAUCACAGUGGAUCGUAACCCCAACGCUCCAAUAUUUUCUGGCAACACUGACCGAGUCACAUAUACCAUCAAUGAAAAGGAGCCAAUCGGAUUUAGCAUCGGAGCUGUAGUAGCAACAGACGCUGAUGGAGAUGUGAUUACCUACUCCAUGCAGGCUCCUAUUACUGAUGGCACUGAUACGUUCGUAUUCCUCAAUCAACGCAGCGGACAGCUACUGGUGAAUGGGAAUUUGAGAGAUACUCAAUUGUAUGGAAAUACAUAUCAGUUCACUGUUGUUGCGGACGACCAGGGACGACCACCAAAGUAUGACACGAUUCAGGUCAUCAUAACCAUUGAGAGAGACCGGGAAGACCCAUACUUUUCUAGGGCAGGCAAUGCCACAAUCAAUGACAAAGUGGCUAUCGAUUCAUUCGUCACAUCUGUCGAGGCUCGAGAUGAUGAUUUAGUCGAGAGCAUCGUGUAUGAACUGGUGGGAGAUGGAAACUCCAUGGGCUAUUUCACCAUCAACAGUCAGACAGGAUUUAUUUCCCUGAAAAAGAACAUUAUUCUCAGUCGGGACACCAUGUUUAGGUUGGAGCUCCAAGCCUACGACUCAUUCUACCCAAAUAACCGAGCCACCGCAUUUAUUUGGAUUACUGUGGUUCGUAAUGGCGACACAAUCGUGUUCGAUACCAAUCCAUCGUACUACGUUGAGGUGAACGAAUACAGAAAGACAGCAGAUGAGAUCUACAGAGUUACCGCUGUCGAUCCUGAUGGCGACACAGUUCGAUACAGGAUCAUUAACAGUCCCCUGGCCUCAGAGUAUUUCUACAUCACAACAGAAGGGCCGAACGGUGUUCUUUACAUCAAGAAAACUCUAGCAGAAAACCAAAUUAAUGAUACUUAUGUGUUCCAAAUUGAGGCUACAGAUGCUCGACGAUUCUUUACACAGUACGCCUACGUUACCAUGACAGUGAAAGUGCUCCGCAACCAAAUGCCGUUUUUCACCAGGCUGCCAACCAGUGCCACUGUUACGGAAACAAGCGGGGUUGGGAAUACCGUGUUUGAGGCCAUUGCUGUCGACACCGAUCUUCUUCCAGGCAGCCGAGUUAAUUACCAAAUAAUUGGUAACGGGCUUGCACCUGGAUUCUUCUCAAUCAGAAAUCCGGAAUCGGGUAUCAUCACGAUUGCCAGUGACCUUCGUCGCGACAUGAAUCUUCAAUAUAAUGUCACUGUGAUUGCCUAUGAUAGUCAACUACGACAAAUGGCUGCCACAUCGAUACUGACGGUUUCCGUGACUAGGAAUGCCAACGCUCCACGAUUUACAGAGAAUCCUUACUCAAGGUCAUUGACAUGGCGUGACCUGCCAGGCACUGUAGCUGUAACAAUAUUAGCCACAGAUAAUGAUGGUGAUGUGGUAACUUAUGGUUUUGGUGCAAACAGUGCUGAUGUUUACGAAUACUUUGGUAUUAACUCUGUGACUGGUAACAUCACGCUCCUGCGUACACUGCCACCCCGGAGACAGUCCUGGACGAUCAACGUUGUUGCAUAUGACAAUGCUAACCCCGAGAAAACUGCUCAGUCCCAAGUGUCACUGACUGUUGGGAUCGAUGCUUUCCCACCUUCAUUCCAACCCAACAAUGACCUCAUCAUUCUGAACACUGACGAAACAAGACCUGUUGGUUAUAUCAUUGACGGUGUAACAGCCUCAGAUGGAGACCGUCGUGGUGAAAUUGUCUACGAACUGGACGGUGAAUAUCCUGGAGUGAGCUUCUUUGACGUCAAUCGCACUACUGGUGAUAUCUACAUUAUACGUGAUUUGAAAGAAGACGUGUCUGCCCGAGAAGAGUAUACGAUUCAUAUAGUGGCCUAUGACACUUUGGUACCGGAGACUCGUGCUCGAAAGACAGUGAUAAUACGUGUGGCAAGAAAUCAAGGCUUCCCGCAGUUUGAACGUUCGACGUACGAUGAGACUGUGGAUGAAUUUCAUCAACUGGCUGUCAGCAUUGUCAACAUUACCGCAAAUGACUUCAGAGACAAUGAUGCUAUCACCUAUAUGAUGGUCGACGACUCCAUUGAUCAGCUCAGUAGGCAGUUCUACUAUAUUGACCGAUACACAGGCGUCAUCUACCUGCGGAAACCACUGACAACCACCAAUGUGAACACUUUCCAAUUCAUUGUUCGUGCAACUGACGAUGGCGUACCAUCUCGCACAACUGAUGUCACUGUCAUUUUGAGAGUGAUCCGUGUGGAGCGGCCAACAUUCCGUGAACCAUACACGACAACAAUCACAGAAAACCUGCAAGUUGGGGGUUCAGCAAUGAAAGUAAACGCUGAUCACCCAAUAUCAGGGAGAACUGAUGAUCUCCGAUUCGAGCUGGUGGGUUAUCCUCCAUCCCCGUACUAUUUCUGGAUCCACCCGAUGGAUGGCGACAUUAUGGUUAAUCGAUCUCUGUUGACAGAUACACGACUGUUUUAUGAUCUGCGUGUAAAAGUGUACGAUGUUGCUACACCAGAACGAGCAUCCUACCAGGAUAUCAGGAUCAACGUCACGAGAAACAUCUAUAGUCCCGAAUUUAGUUCUGGCAUUUAUAAUGUUGACAUCUAUGACACUGAUCUCAUCGGAUCCAUUGUCACAAGACUUAGUGCCACAGAUAGGGAUAUGGAUCCUCUCACGUACAUGAUCAGUGGAAGCCAACGUUGUAUCGAAACGUUCCGACUUGAAUCGACUAUCUACAACAAUAUGACGCUGUACUUGAAUCGAGACCUGCAAACAACCACAGGAAACUUCCAGUGUACCAUAACAGUAUCCGAUAAUGGCAGCCCAAGCGUGAACACCGCUACAGCACGUGUGAAUAUCAAUGUCAUUCGUGUCCCGCCGCCAACUUGGACGUUACCUGGACCAUUUGAAAGAACCCUUGAUGAAGACCAGACCAUCGUUUAUGAGCUCAUUGAUCUUGAUGCUAUCAAGAAUAAUAUCCGGGGUGAGCUGGUCUAUGAACUGAUUGGAGAUUACCCAUCAGGCUCCUUCUUCCAAGUUGACCGCCCCACAGGGAAAAUAACUCUUUAUAGAGACCUGCGCUUUGACAGUCUCGGUACCACUCGAUACACGCUGAAGGUUGUCGCCUUUGAUACAGCAGUUCCUAACCUGCGCACCACAGCCACUGUGUUUGUUACUGUGAACAGAAACUUGAAUGGCCCUAGGGUCGUCCCACCAUCAAGCACAAUUGAGACACCGCAAGACUCUCCUGUCAACUCAUGGGGAUAUCUGGUCAAUGUCACUGAUCCAGACAGUAUGAACCCUACCUGUUCCAUCAUUGGUAAUACACUAGCUCAGGAAUAUUUCAAGAUCGACCCAGCGACCUGUUUAAUCACGCUCCGUAAGAGCUUGGCUGAUGACCCACUACUUACCCAACGAUAUGAGAUCACAGUACAGGUGGAUGACAAUGGAGUUCCAAACAAGUUCUCCACUGGCCAGGUUAUCGUGAUAGUUCCGCGCGACCUGAAUGCUCCAACUCUCAACUUGCCAAGGAGUGUAACCCUGAGCGAAAGGGCUCAGCCAAACGAUGUUGUAUUUGAUGUUAAUGGAAAUGAUGGUGACUUGCGGGGCACCUUAAUGUACAAUCUGGUUGGUGACUUCCCAGACAUGCAGUACUUUGACAUUAGUGCUGAUGGUAAUGUGUUCGUUCGGUACUCCCCGAUGUCCGACCCACUGGAGUCCGGAGUUUACACGCUUCAAGUUGAGGUGUAUGACAGCUAUUGGCCAAAUAACAAGCAGUAUGGAACAUUGACGGUAAUCGUGGACCGUAACCCAGGCGAUCCACAAUUCUCAGAACCACUUGGCUACAGCAGAGUUAUCGCGGCCGAUUUCCCAGUUGGAGACACUGUUAUCACAGUUCUGGCCACCGACCCAGACAAUGACAAACUGACUUAUGUGAGCUUGGCUGACGCAGCAAUCAACGACAUUUUCUACCUCACACAAACUGGCGAAAUUAUUCUUGUUAGUGAUAUGUCCGAUAUCCGCCAAGAAAUGACCUAUAAUUUCAACAUUGAGGCACGGGAUAGUCGUAAAACAAACUCGAAGAGCGUCACGGUUCCCGUGCAAAUUCGGGUCACUCCACUACAGGGUCCACCAGUUUUCAAUCCUCAGAGCGCUGUUAUCAGCAUCCCAAUUAACCAGGCAGUUAACUCUUCUGUGUACACUGUCACUGCCACAGACAAUGAUAGGAGAGGUCAGGUGAGGUAUUCGCUUGAGAGUAUCGGUAUCGGACCAGACUUCUACCGAGUGGAUCCAGUGACUGGACGUGUGAUUGUGACUACUAGCUUGAUCAACGAUAACACGCAAUACACGCUGCUGAUAUCCAGUUAUGACGACGCAUUGCCCGACGAUCGCAGCAUGUUCAACCUGAUCAUCAACAUUGAGCGAAACCUCCGGCCACCUCAAUGGAGGGAUGGACAGUCGCAAUACUCAGCCUCCAUUAAGGAUUAUGAUCCGGCGGGAACUUUUGUUCUUCAGGUCAACGCUACUGAUGGUGAUGCCACAUACCCAGAAAAUUUGGUCACAUACUCACUGCAACUUGGAAACCAGAACAACCAGUGGUUCUCUAUUGACUCAACCAACGGAAUUAUCACUGUUAGCAACCGUGUAUCCAUGGACACCAACUCACCCUCGCAGUACCUUCUUUACAUUACUGCCUCUGAUCGUGCCUUCAAUCCACUAGAUGUUCGCACAACUACAGCAACAGUUACAGUCCGGGUAGAGCGCAAUGUGGCCCCAGUGAUUCAAAACAAGAACACCUAUUUCAAGAGCUUCUCAGAGGGGUCUGGUAUCGAUUUUAGUAUCCUCAGAGUACUGGCCACUGAUGCAAAUCCAGCUGAUUCUCUCAACGGUAUGCUGGAGUAUUCGAUUGUUGAGACAAAUGCGAGUUCCAGGUUCCAGAUUGACAAUAAUGGUGUAAUCAGGCCUCGCGUCACCCUUCGUGGCCUUCAGCCCGCCUCAUGGGACUUUACUGUCCAAGUCAGAGACAUGGGUAUUCCAUUCAAGUUUGACACAACCACAGUAAGCAUCACCCUUGAACGUAUCGACGGACCACGCUUCAAUCCAUCCAGUUCCAUGCAUAACAAAGACGAAAACAUGGUUAUUGGUGACACACUUAUUAGACUACAAGCAGAAGAUACAACUCCCGAUGGACCACUGGCGUACGAGAUACGAGGUGAUGGCCUAGCACCACAAUAUUUCCGAAUUGAUAUGGAGGGCGAUGCAGCAGUUAUCAAAUUGAACAAGUCAUUCGCAGAUGACACCAAUAAGACUCCAUUCUACAAGCUGCGAAUCCACGCAUAUAGAGUAAAUGAUCCUAACACUUUUACUGAGCAUAUUGCCACAAUUUAUGUCAACAGGAAUCCCAAUGCCCCCCAGUUUGCCCAUGGCGACCUUGUGUUCAACAUCAGCGAAACCUUGGACAUCAACUCUGUGGUUGGUGAUUUGAACGCUACUGAUCCCGAUCUAGGCACCAAUGGAGAUAUUGUUUAUGAAAUUAGCAACUCGGAUCUUGCUCCACACUAUCUUAGAGAAUACUUCACCAUUAAUGAGUUUACUGGAAAAAUAAUUCUCAUUGACGACCUGAGGAAGGAUUCAACCAUUCGAUACCAGAUGACAGUCAUUGCUAAGGACAAGGGCGUGCCUCAAAGACAAGACACUACUAGAGUCACCAUCAAUGUAGCUCGCAACCCAGGUGGACCUGUGUUUAUAAACACACCGUAUGUAGCCAACCUUACUGAGAAUGAUAAUAUUGGCAUUUUUGUCAUUCAAGUGACAGCACGUGAUCCAGAUGGUGAUACGGUUGAAUACGGAAUUAGGAUAGCACCACCCGCAUCAUAUUACUUCACAAUGGAUACAUUGACAGGACAAAUUACAACGCAAGCUGCACUUUAUGAGAAUCAAGUAGAGUCAUACACACUUACAGUGUUUGCAUAUGAUGUUAACAGGGCAUCUAGAACUGCUGAGACAACGGUGUUAGUCAACAUUCUCCGAAAUCCAAAUCCUCCGGUGUUUGUUAACGAUCCACCUUACAGAACCACGAUUUCUGAGUACAUUGAAAGUGGCAGUCCCCUUGAUGUGCUUGUCAGUGCACGUGAUGAUGAUCAUUACCUAAGCAGCAGUGGUAUAUUACGAUACAAGUUUGGCACAAUCCAACCAGCAGGAGCUGAGCAGCUGUUCGACAUAAGUACCACAACAGGUGGUAUUUCUAUUGCCUCUCCGCUGAUUGGCAACAAACAGCUGGUGCCAACGCUUGUCACAAUGGAAGUGAUUGCAUAUGACAGAUCAGCCCAACCAAAGAGCGCUACCGCUAUGGUCACUGUUGCAAUCGUCCGUAACACAGCUGCUCCUGUGUUCGAAACCGCGUGUCCAAUACGACAGACGGUGAAUGAACGAUCACCUCCUAAUGUGUUUGUUGAAUCAGUGUCAGCAAAUGAUCCUGAUACUGGCAUCCCUCUGAACGCUGACACUCCGAAUGCACAGUUUGAGUACUCUCUGGCUGGCGAUGAAAACUCAUAUGCACGAUUCUUUAACGUGAGACCUGAUGGAACCCUUUACACCAAGAACAUCCUAAACUUCCCUGGAUUAAUUGGAAACGAAAUAAGUGUCACAGUUAUUGCCAAAGAUCUAAGCUGGGACCCGAAACAGUCUGAAUGCAGAAUCGUUCUACAGGUUAACCCUGUGGUCAUUCAAUCUGCCACACUGGGAUUCAUCCAACCAGUGUUCUACAUUGAAGUACAAGAAAACUUCCAGCUGAACCAAGUACUGAGAGUUCUUGACGUUGUCAACCAAGAAAACAAAGUUGAUUGCACAAUGGUUGAAUCCACAUACCCUGCAGGGCUCUUUUCCAUUGAGCUUGAUUCCACAGAAAAGAACUGCGAACUUGUGCUCAGAGGAUCUCUUGAUUAUGAGAACAGGAGAAAUUACAACAUUACGGUUAAUGUUCAGGCUGAGCGUGACAAGGGCUCGAGAAAGAAGAGACAAUUGUACACCAAUUCAGUGUACAAUGCUUGGAACCCAGCGCUUGUGUACAUCCAAGUGUUGGACACAAAUGAUAACAUCCCGUCCUGGGUCAUCCCGUACUACCCACGAAGCAAUGGAACAAACCCUACCACCCAGAGCAAGUACUUCGGCAUUGUAAAUAACGAUCUGGGCAGCGACUCCAACGUCCUCUUCAUUAAUGCUGUGGACCGUGACUCCGGAAAUCUUGGUCAUAUCGAGUACCUCCGUGGCCUUGAAGAUAACGACUUCCCCACCAACCCGCCAUUCCAGAUGAACACCCUCACUGGUGAGAUAACUACAACUAAGUCUAUGGAGUUUGUCACCGUGCCGACCCAUAGGUUCGAGGUGAAAGCUCGGGACAAUCCGGGACAGACCACGCAGCAGAAUAGCAUUGACGCUGAAGUUGUGAUCCACUUGGUUGAAAAUAAGCACCGAUUUGUUGCUGAGUUGCCGGGCCAACCUCAAGACUAUGUAAACCGACUUGAGCAGUUUAGACUGGCCGUUCAAUCCCACACUGGAUACAUCUGCCUCAUUGAGAGCGUACAGCACAGGAGAAUUGCCAGCGGCCCUAACGAGAUUGCAACUGACGAAGCUGCUGGUACUGACGUAACAUUUGUAUUGGCUGAUCCUGAUAUUACACCAAAUUUCCCACUGCUUAUCAACGAUGAAAGAAACUUGGGAUUGUUCGAUGAUACCUGGAAGGUUAUGAUCCGCGACAAUGCCAACGUUGACGUAUCGAUCGUCCACCCUCCACUGACAGGCAACCUUGCGGCACAGCACGUGUUAACAAAAUCGUACGUGUGGUGGCUGGACGACCCAUGGGCAGCACUUGUCGCUCUCGUUGCCAUCUCCAUUCUCCUUUGUAUCGUCGGCAUCAUCGUCCUUGUGUUCACUCAUGCCAGAUACACCAAGUACAUCAACAACUACCGUGUGUACCAGACAACAUACCAGCAACCAGAGUUUGUUGAGCCUCCAAGCUUCCUCAGGGAAUACGAGACACAGAGUCUGCAGAUGUAUGUACCACCCGACGAGGCUGUGCUACAAAGCGGUGAAGUCCAGAUGCAUCUGUCAGCCGAGGGCAUUUCUUCCAUGGAAGCAUCAGGAACUGCCGCCAUCAAUCCCGUUUACGAUGCUGAGAGCGAGGGACCGGUUAUGACUGGCCAAUCAUCAUACAGCCGCAACACGACUCUGCUGUAACCAUGACAACGACCUUAAUAAAUGACACACUUAUCUACCAACACAAACAUUGAAACUUUACUCUGAAAGGUCAUGCCAUCAUUAAAGAAAUGUGUUAUUCAAAUAAUUCUUUGUGAUAAAGUUCAUAUCAAAGUGUGAAUACUGCUGUUAUUUUUGGAUGACUAUUUUUACCUUACAUAUCGAUAAAAUUGUUACUGUUUUUUGCAAAGUUUAAUAGAUAUUUACUUUUAUGAGACCUGUUUGAGACUUUUCUUUGAUUUUUCGAAACAUUGUUUAUAUUUAGACACGUUUACACCUUUAUUGCUUCAGUUAACUUUUCUUUUGCUUAUUAAGUAGAUAUUAUGCAGAGUGUUAGAUUUCUAUUGCAUACAUGUACAUGUAAUUGUUAAAUCUAUGCAAAAUAAAAUAUUAUAUCCGUUAUAGCAGACCAUGACAUUAAACAAUUGAAUCAGGGUAAUAUAAUUAUAAUACCUAUUAUGACUUUGAGAAUCUCAAGAAAUGCAAUUAUUAUAGCCUGCUACAUACUCUCGAAAUAUAUAGAUAAGAAUUUUGUUGUUCUUUUGAAUGAUAAUCUUCUGUUGAAUAUUCUCUAUCUGUUGUAAUGCCUAUACAUACAUGUAAUGUUUACAUAUCAAACUAUAGUGCUUGUAUUUUAUGUUGAUUUUUUUGCUUAGGUAUAAUUGCGUGCUUUUUUAUGCCUGUUAAAAUGGAGAUCUUUACAAAGAACAUUCCAUUAAUGUUUGUCACAAAUUUUUACAUAAUGUAUUUUUGAUACAAAAAAUGAAAAUAAAGAAAGCCACUAUUUGUA
This is a messenger RNA of Mya arenaria, 29873 nucleotides long. RefSeq lists its product as uncharacterized. Bases 140 to 29065 code for a protein of 9641 amino acids. The transcript has 167 exons. The record is from RefSeq and is a predicted model, not a curated record. Lineage: Eukaryota; Metazoa; Mollusca; Bivalvia; Myida; Myidae. Gene Ontology annotation, biological process: homophilic cell-cell adhesion. Gene Ontology annotation, cellular component: plasma membrane. Gene Ontology annotation, molecular function: calcium ion binding.